Striga hermonthica is the source of this 702-nucleotide messenger RNA. The record is from the annotation of a GenBank genome assembly. NCBI's taxonomy places the organism in Eukaryota, Viridiplantae, Streptophyta, Magnoliopsida, Lamiales, Orobanchaceae.
AUGGUUCGUGAACUAUUCCAGAUGGCACGUUCUAAAAAAGCCUGCAUUGUAUUUUUUGAUGAGGUAGACGCCAUUGGAGGUGCAAGGUUUGAUGAUGGAGUUGGUGGGGACAAUGAGGUCCAGCGUACCAUGCUUGAAAUUGUGAAUCAGCUUGAUGGAUUUGAUGCUCGUGGGAAUAUUAAAGUCUUAAUGGCAACCAACAGACCUGAUACUCUCGAUCCGGCGCUCUUACGACCUGGAAGACUGGAUCGGAAAGUGGAAUUCGGAUUGCCGGAUCUAGAAAGUAGGACCCAGAUUUUCAAGAUUCAUACGCGAACAAUGAAUUGCGAGAGGGAUAUUCGCUUUGAGCUUCUUGCUCGGCUCUGCCCAAAUUCAACUGGAGCUGACAUUAGAAGUGUAUGCACCGAGGCCGGAAUGUAUGCUAUUCGAGCAAGGAGGAAAACUGUGACCGAGAAAGACUUCUUAGAUGCUGUCAAUAAAGUUAUCAAAGAUAUCCAAAACCGGUCUUGCCCUAUUUUUAUCCUAUCCGGUGGUACUCACCGCCACUACGGUGGUUAUGGCACAAUGCGAAGGGUUUUGAGGAUGCUCGGGUCCAGGCCGCGGCUCAAGGCGGUUCCGGUGGUGAAGUUGAAGCGUCGGCGAACGGUGGCUGAGGUGGCGGUCGUGGUUUCCCGGCGGCGGUGCCAGAACCAUUUGGCAUAG